This is a messenger RNA of Fopius arisanus, 5457 nucleotides long. RefSeq lists its product as uncharacterized. Gene Ontology annotation, biological process: proteolysis; DNA integration. The transcript is spliced from 2 exons. Gene Ontology annotation, molecular function: nucleic acid binding; aspartic-type endopeptidase activity. The record is from RefSeq and is a predicted model, not a curated record. Bases 1 to 5457 code for a protein of 1818 amino acids. NCBI's taxonomy places the organism in Eukaryota, Metazoa, Arthropoda, Insecta, Hymenoptera, Braconidae.
AUGGCAUCAUUUGAGGCUACCAUCAGCCUGAACCAAUCACGGGCGGCGUUCAUUGAACGCAUCUAUAAGGAACUGCUCACCGAAGAGGCGAAAAGCCUCACGAUCUCGAAUCUCCAGAGCAAACUUGAAAUCCUGGAGACCUAUUGGGAAAAGUUUGAGAGCACCCACGAGAAGCUCAUCGCCAGCAGUGGCAAAAUCGAAUCAGUUCUUGAGAUGCCGUACCUCAAGGACAGAUGUUUCGACCAGACCAUCGUGCACUAUCACGAGGCUCGAGGAACCUUGAACCAGCUCAUCGACCAACGAGGAAUCUCAGGAUCAUCUCGCCGCUCUCUUGCACUCGGAACAGCUCAGCCCACGUACUCCAAGCGAUAUCUCCCGGAAAUUUCCUUGCCUAAAUUCGGAGGAGCUUACGCCGAAUGGCGCUCAUUUCGCGAUCUCUUCGCAUCUCUGGUCGGCUCAAACUCGGAUUUGUCCAAUGUCGAGAAGAUGCAUUAUCUUCGCACUAGCCUCUCUGGGGAGCCAGCUCAACGCAUUGCGAAUCUCACGAUUUCGGAUGAAUCGUUUUCGAUCGCCUGGGACCUGCUCCUAUCUCGGUAUGAGAAUGAACGACUGCUCAUUUCAGCUCAUUUGGAGCAGCUCCUCAGUCCCCCAGCAAUGACAGCUCACAGUGCCAAGGAACUGAAUGCUCUUCUCACCACCGUCAGCGAAGCUCUAAAUGCCUUGGAAGCUCUUGGGUCUCCGACAGCUCACUGGGAUCAAAUCCUCGUUCACACGGUCUCACAAAGGCUCAGUCUAAAGCUUCGUGAAGCCUGGGAAGUCAAGGUCGGCUCAUCCUCGGAGUACCCAUCCUUCAAUGACUUCAAGGAAUUCCUCACUGGGAGAGCACGUGCUAUGGAGAGUAUCGAGAUCAACUCGACUUCUCGUGCUGCUGCCUCUAAGCAAUCCACGGCCAGCUCAUCCAAGCAGGGGGCCUCUGCGAAGGUUCACCACGGCACCACUCAACCAACGCAGAGGUCUAGACCAGCCCAAAGGUCUGCUCCAACUGGGAAGGUCACGUAUCCGUGCUCCAUGUGUGAGGCGGAUCAUUACCUCACAUCCUGCCCAUGGUUUCGUCAGCUCACCAUACCAGCACGUAGGGAGGUCGUCGAGAAGCACUACCUCUGCUACAACUGCCUGGGACGACACUCUGUCAAGGACUGCAGGUCAAAGCUUACCUGCCAAUACUGUGGGAAGCUCCACCACUCGAUGCUGCACAGCCAGCCAUCGAGCCAACCACAACGCCCCGCUCAACAAAAGCCACAGAACAGCUCAACCCAGCUUAAACCUGUCCCUGUAGUGACCUACAUUCAACAUGGGGACAGGACUGAGGUCAAGGCUGAGCCUGCAGGUCCAGCUCCACCUCCAUCCACUCCAGCCAACCCCGGCACGUCAUGGGCAGACCAGCCAGCUCCAAGCCCAGCGCAAGACUUCCGUCCUGGUGUUCUCCUGGCUACCAGCCUUGGGUUUCUGGUAGGUCCAGGUCGUCCAGCUCAUCAGGUUCGCCUACUCAUUGAUCCCGGAUCGGAAAUCUCAAUCAUCUCAGAUCAACUCGUUCGUCAGCUUGGGCUCUUAAGACUUAAGACUCAGCUGCGAAUCUCGGGAAUUGGAGACGCAACAUCUGGGCCAGCAUUAGGCAAGGUUCAACUCACCAUACAGUCCACUCACUCUAACUUUCAACUCAGGGUCUCUGUCUAUGCUCUCGACCAGCUCACCACCUCAUUACCGACAUUCACAUGUAGUCAGCUCACAUGGGACCACCUGGAGGAACUCCAGCUGGCUGAUCCUGAUUUUCUCACACCAGCACCAAUUGACAUCCUUCUCGGCGCUGAUGUCUACGGACAGCUCAUUUUACCGCGAGUCAUCACCAAUGGACCGCACUCACCUUCAGCUCAGCGUACGCAAUUCGGUUGGAUUGUUUUCGGGCCCACGGAAGGCCCCAGUUCAGCUCACGCCGUGACAGCUCACGCAGCGGUCUCUAACGACGACCUCAACGACCUGCUCACCAAAUUCUGGGUCCAGGAGGAAAUUCCUGAUACUCCAGAAGUACAGCUCACAAAUGAAGAGGCUCAAUGCGAAGAGCACUUCAAAAGAACUCAUUAUCGUGACAAAUCAGGACGCUACACAGUCCGGAUACCGCUCAAGGCACCAGUAGAUCAGCUCGGGGACUCAAAGUCAUCCGCUCUCGCCUGCCUGAAUCGUCUGCUCAGAAAGCUCGCCCGUGAUGAGAAGUACAGUCAGCUCUAUUCAGCAUUCCUCAAGGAAUACGAGGACCUGGACCACAUGCGUCCAGCUCAAGCUCAGCUCACAUCGUCAGCAAAGGUACGGCUCACAGGAGGGUGUUCGGCGCUCGGGAUGACCUUAGCACAUGAAACCUCGGUUUCAGGAGGGUUGAGGGUCCCGAGCAGUCGGCACUCGACUCAAGCUCACACCUCUCACUCGUAUUUCUUCCCUCAUCACGGGGUUUUUAGGGGAAGCAGCGAGACGACAAAGCUCAGGGUCGUCUUCAACGGCUCCAACAAGACCAGCUCAGGGAAAUCACUCAACGACAUCACUCAUACUGGUGCCAAACUCCAAAAGGACAUCUCGGAUGUUCUUUUGUAUACUCGCAGAUUCAGGCUCAUCUUCAUGACGGACAUCACCAAGAUGUUCCGUCAGAUCAGAGUACAUCCGGACGACUGGCCGCUCCAACAAAUACUUUGGACCAACUCACAGGGCGACAUCAUCCCGUACCAACUCACUACCGUCACGUACGGUACCAGGUCAGCUCCAUUCCUCUCGGCACGCGUAAUGCUCCAGCUCGUAAAGGACGAGGGGCAACGCUACCCUCUUGCAGUGGAUCCGCUCACGAAAGGACGGUACGUGGAUGACAUCUGUGGAGGUGCUGAUUCUGAUCAAGAUCUGCUCAAGACAGCUCAGCAGGUGACACAGCUCUGUGCCGCAGGGUGUUUACCACUUGCAAAAUGGCACACGAACAGCUCAGCUCUGCUACGCUCACUUUCACCUGACAGCACUUCCACUGAUACUCGCGUCAUUGAGGACUCACUCACCAAGAUCUUGGGGGUUUCAUGGCAUCCAGGAACGGAUCAUUUCAAGUUCUCGUCAGCUCAGCCAGAAACCAGCUCGAUAACGAAGCGAAUCAUGCUCUCGGAAACAGCUCAGCUCUUCGAUCCACUCGGGUUUCUCGCCCCAGUGGUAGUCCGAGCCAAGAUCUUACUUCAAUCGCUAUGGAUAGAGAAACUCGGAUGGGAUGAUCCGGUUUCCCCGGCAACUGCUCACCACUGGCGCCAAUUUCGGGCUGAACUCUCACAGUUGUCGGAGGUCACCAUUCCAAGAUGGCUUGGACUGCUCAAAGAUUCCGUCGUGGAAAUACACGGAUUUUCCGACGCCUCUCAAGUGGCGAUGUCGGCCGUGGUAUAUCUCAAGGCUUUCAACAACGGGAAACCGCAACUCACACUAGUCUGCUCAAAAACGAAGGUCGCACCGCUCAAACGACUGACAAUCCCACGGUUAGAACUCACUGCAGCUCUUCUUCUCGCCAAACUGACCAAGUACGUCAGGGACCAACUCAACCUCACGAACGCCACAACUUAUCUUUGGACGGACUCAUCGGUCACGCUCACCUGGAUCAGCUCUCACCCAUCAAGGUGGAAGGAGUUCGUGAAGAACAGGGUAUCACUCAUUCAGGACCUCACUCAGAAGGCUCACUGGAGAUUGGUACCAGGCAAGGAGAAUCCUGCAGAUUGUGCAUCUCGAGGUCUAUCUGCGCAUCAGCUGGUCGCUCACAAGCUGUGGUGGACAGGGCCAUCAUGGCUUCAACAGGACAGCUCAUCAUGGCCGACGCACGCUUUGGAAAAGGACCUUAGCGUAGACCUCGAGGAAAAGCCAGGAGUUCUCUUGCAUGUCAAGACUCAACCACUCGCUCUCUGGGAUCUCAUCGACAGAUUCUCAUCGCUCAACCGACUGCUCAGGGUCACAGCAAUCUGUCGAAGAUUCAUCGCUCGACUUAAGAGAAUCCCGCAUUCAUCACUUCAGUACCCGCUCACACUUGGUGAUCUGGAAGAGGCUAGGAUCCUCUGGAUCAAACUCACUCAGGCAGCUCAUUUCAAGGACCAACUUAAAGCGAUCUCACGAGGGGAGAGGUUCAGUAAAUCUCACCCGCUCACCAAACUCACACCCUUCAUUGAUCACUCAGGGGUACUGAAGGUAGGCGGACGGCUCAGGUUUGCUCAGAUUAGCCCAGAGAGCCGAAAUCAAGCCAUCAUUCCGAAGGAAUCUCAACUGGCCCAACUACUCAUUGAACAAGCUCACCUCAGGACACUCCACGGGGGAACACAGCUCACCUUGCGGCAGCUCCGAAGCAGCUACUGGAUACUCGGAGGCCGGGCUCCAGUACGCUCCUUCAUACUAAAAUGCGUUAAAUGCACUCGCCAACGUGGAGUACGAGCCCAACAGCUCAUGGGCCAGUUGCCUCCAGCCAGACUCACUCCCACUCGAGCCUUCCUCAACACUGGGAUCGACUAUGCCGGCCCAGUGGCUCUACGGUCCUGGAAAGGGCGAGGACACAAGUCUUACCGGGGCUGGUUGGCCAUCUUUGUCUGCAUGACCACCUCAGCGGUCCAUCUCGAGGUCGUGUCAGACUACUCAGCCGAAGGGUUCAUCGCAGCGUAUAGACGCUUUUCAAGUCGGCGUGGUAUCGCUCAUUCCUUGUACAGUGAUUGUGGAACCAAUUUCCUUGGCGCUGACAAGGAACUCAAGCAGCUCUUCUCCUCAGGAUCAGCUCAAUCCAGACAGCUCGCCCAGCUUCUCAUCAACGAUGGGACUCAGUGGUCAUUUAACCCGCCAGGCGCUCCGCACUUUGGAGGGAAAUGGGAAGCAGCGGUGAAGUCGGUGAAGUUCCAUCUCACCCGGACUAUCGGACAGGAAUUGCUCACUUUUGAGGAACUCACCACCUUGCUCGCUCAAAUCGAGGCAGUGCUCAACUCACGACCACUGGAACCGCUCACAGAUGAUCCUGAUGACUGCUCAGCCUUGACACCUGGACAUUUUCUCAUCGGUCAAGCUCCCACGACUCUUCCAGAGCCAUCGUUAGAGCAACUCAACGUCACGAGACUCUCUAGAUGGCAGCUCAUUCAACAGAAACUGCAAGGAUUCUGGAAGAGGUGGUCCACAGGAUAUCUCCAACGUCUUCAAGCGAUAUCCAAGUGGCACCAUCCGACUCAUCAACUUCAGAUCGGCUCACUGGUUCUGCUGACGGAUGAGAGAUUCCCACCAACUAAGUGGCCUCUCGCCAGAGUGACUGCCCUACACCCAGGAAAGGAUGGACUCACCAGGGUAGUCACUAUCAAGACAGCUCAGACGACGCUGACGAGACCAAUCGCCAAGCUCGUCCUCUUGCCCAUCUCACCUUCAGGGAGAUAG